Messenger RNA from Mytilinidion resinicola, 273 nucleotides. RefSeq lists its product as uncharacterized. Lineage: Eukaryota; Fungi; Ascomycota; Dothideomycetes; Mytilinidiales; Mytilinidiaceae. Bases 1 to 273 code for a protein of 90 amino acids. The record is from RefSeq and is a predicted model, not a curated record. The transcript is spliced from 2 exons.
AUGUCCGGCUCCGACUUCACGACCCUUGUGGACCGCCCUACGAACGACUCACACUCCAUUAGGUUCCGCUCUAAGCCCACUAAGCCCUCCCUCCUUGCCGCACCUACCGAAAUUCGCCAAAAAAUUCUCUUAAAUCUCUUCAACAUUGCCAGAAUUGACCACAAAGGCGAUAUCAGCUGGGUGCCACCGGAACUGGAAGAUAUUUGCCGGCUACUCAAGGAAGACAUAGAGGUGCUUGAAAGGCUCUGGUCCCUGCUGCCAUCGUCCGGCUGA